This is a messenger RNA of Saccostrea cuccullata (small rock oyster), 510 nucleotides long. RefSeq lists its product as uncharacterized. NCBI's taxonomy places the organism in Eukaryota, Metazoa, Mollusca, Bivalvia, Ostreida, Ostreidae. The transcript is spliced from 2 exons. The record is from RefSeq and is a predicted model, not a curated record. The coding region runs from base 1 to 510 and encodes 169 amino acids.
AUGAGGAGCGAUCAAUUUUAUUUUUCAUCUCCCUGGACAUUUAAUGACAAGUACGUGUGUAAUUUGUCUGUUAAUAUUGGUUAUGGAGAGUGUAAUUUGUCUGAUAAUAUUGGUUAUGGAGAGUGUAAUUUGUCUGUUAAUAUUGGUUAUGGAGAGGGUAAUUUGUCUGAUAAUAUUAGUUAUGGAGAGUGUAAUUUGUCUGAUAAUAUUGGUUAUGGAGAGUGUAAUUUGUCUGAUAAUAUUGGUAAUGGAGAGUGUAAUUUGUCUGUUAAUAUUGGUUAUGGAGAGUGUAAUUUGUCUGAUAAUAUUGGUAAUGGAGAGUGUAAUUUGUCUGAUAAUAUUGGUAAUGGAGAGUGUAAUUUGUCUGAUAAUAUUGGUUAUGGAGAGUGUAAUUUGUCUGAUAAUAUUGGUUAUGGAGAGUGUAAUUUGUCUGAUAAUAUUGGUUAUGGAGAGUGUAAUUUGUCUGAUAAUAUUGGUUAUGGAGAAAGUGAAGAAUAUAAACACAAUUAA